Molecule: messenger RNA, 4717 nt
Organism: Linum tenue
Lineage: Eukaryota; Viridiplantae; Streptophyta; Magnoliopsida; Malpighiales; Linaceae
Source: the annotation of a GenBank genome assembly
CGCAGCAACAAAUAACCAAUUAAAAAUUUUGGGUACUCAUUAUUACCAGGCCAGCUGAGUGGGCCAAUGAGCAGUAAGAAACUGGAGCGGGCCCCCAAAACCUAUUACCAUUACGCGCCAUCUUGAUUGUGACCACCCGAUUCGCCCUCAGCCGUCCGAUCUGAUUCCAACAAAAUCGACCCUUUCCCCUUUUCCUUCUCUCUCCCUCCUUCCUCCGUGCACUUGCAACAGUUUUGACUGUCACUUACUUACCCUCUCUCUCUCUCUCUCUCUCUCUCGCUAAAACAGCUCUCCGCUUUCUCGUCCGUUUCCGCUCGGACGGAAGUUGCUCCGAAAAUUUGCACAGGAAGCGGGCGGCCACCAGCAUCGACUUCCUCUCCCCAGCCGUUGGUUUCUUUUCACAUUCAGCUUUCCCUCUUUCUCAUCUGCAUCUCUCUGCUAUCUGAUCUCGUUCCUUGCUCGGCGGGACAUAAAACGGGCCACCGACAAGCGUUUCUUGAUUGAGCUCCGAAACGUCUGCUUAAGCUGCUGGGUAUGUGGUCUUUCUCUCUUCUUUACUCCUCGUUGCUUGGGUUCCCGGAAAAGUUUGCAAGAAAAUUAUUUGAUUUUAGAUUAUGUGUCUCCAUAGUGUUUGAUCUAAUGCUCCACUGGUAUAUUCUUUCUUUUUUGUGUAUAUUCGAUUGGAUGAGUUUGCGUGGGUUUGAUCGGGUUAAGACUAAUUGGAGGUUGUUAGAUGUGAGGGAGAAGGUGGGUAGCGAGGGAAAAGGGGAAAAGGCUUCAACUUUAAGCAAAUUGGCUUUUGCUUUCGCCUUGCUUCAUAGCUUUUUCUCUUUUAAGCAAAAACCCAACCGGGAACGUUGUUUAGGUAAUCUGGAAAAGAGUUGAAGCUUAGCUGGGGAUGCCGUCCUUUACCGUAAGGCCAGAUGUGCUAGGAUUAUGACGUUUCAGUCUUCCCUUAUCUCAAGUUCCUCAAGGAAAUCCGGGUUUAUGGACCACCUUUUCCUUUUCAUUUCGAAUCCAACAGCUCUCUGCCUCUAGUUUCUUUCUUUUUCUUUUAGCUAUUUACUGCUUAUUGUCUUCUAGCUUCCAAUUUCAAUUUUCAAAUUGGGGGUGCCCCUAAGCUGCCUGAGUUGCCCCUGCAUGCCUUGUUCAUCUUCUCAAUAGUGUUUUUCUUUUCGGGGACUACAUGACAAGCUCAGUGUUUGUCCUUGGAUCCAUUACAUGGUUGUCUUGUAAUACCAAAGGAGAAUGCAAUCAUGUUCUUACAUCUUGACCUGCCGCUGCUGGAUCACAUGCUUGGUUCUUGAAGCUGAAGCUGAAACUCCUUUGUGAAAAUUACCUCUUUUGUUUACCUGGAAGUGCCAGUCACGUUCUUCCAUUUUUCAUGUCUCAAGGCUCAGAAUAUUCUUGAGCCAGGAAAUGAUACAUAUGUGGUCCCUGCUGAAUGCUUGAAGUAUGCUUACUUGCAGCUUACUGGUCUCUAAUGCUUAAUCAAAUUGAGGCAUACUGCUGAAGAAACACGUCAAAUAGUAAGAAGAUGAAAUGGAACAGCAGUUGGAGCUGGAAAGGAAUUUGAGGAAUCGUCAACCUUCAGUAGCAGCUUCUAGUACAAGUCGAACAGUCCCAGCAGGGUCUCAGAGUCCACAACUGCCUGAAAGAUCCAAGCCAAAAGAAAAGCAUCUGUCUUAUUCUGAUCUUCAUCGUCACAUCACGGAGAGUGUGGAAGAGAUCUCAAAGAAGCAAAAUAAGAAGGCAGCAGAAGAAGAGGAGCUCGUAAAGUAUAUGUCGAAUUUGCCAAGUUAUCUGGAGAAAGGUAGAGCUCAACAAGAGAAAUUCUUGAACGUUGGAGUACUGGACUGGAGUCGUCUUGAGAAGUGGCAGUACAGCAGCAGCCAUCAUAGAAGGCUUUCAGUGUCGAGUAAUAAUUCAUGUUCAUCAUUUGUAUCGGAAGGAUCUUCUGUUAAUUCAAGUAGAGGUCAGAGCUCUCCUCCUUCUCGCCAAAGGAUGCGUCAUCCGUCAUUGCAGUUCCAUUUGUCGUCGUUGUCGCCAUCGUCAGCAACAAGGCAUUCUCAGAUUCUCAACUCCUCUGAUGAAGGUGAUGGAAAUUCUCACAACCAUCACAGUCGUCUUGCGACUGACACUAGAAGUGCUGAGCAAGCAACAUACACAAGAAUGGGCAAAGCUAUUUCAGAGGACCCUCUAGAAUUAAGCUUUGAUCAAUGGAGGAGGAGAAAAGAUGUGACUGGUCAAAAGAUGAACUCUAGAAGUAGUGUUAGUGGCGUAAAAUGCAAAACACAACAAGUGGUCAGAGAUAAGAUGAAGGUCAUAGACCAGGGAUACACGAGGAGACCUGAUAAGAUGCAAGAACGAAAGGUAAACGUGAUAGACAGGGAAAACUGUCAAAAGAGUGAACCAGUGGUUCUUCUUCUACCCAAAGAUGAUGCAAAUGGUUCUCGUUCCGGGAUUCCCAAGUGUCCAAAGUCAACGAUGCUCUUAGGUCGAAGAUCAGCAGAAGUACAUCAUAUGAGUUCUCUGCAGAAACCUAGGGAAAUACACUAUACUGUAGUCAGUUCAAAUGUCCCACACUCAUGCCCUCUGCCAUAUGAAUGUGAUAGAGAAGUUGAAGCACAGAACUCCUUUUCACCACAUUCCUCCCAGUCUGCACAUCAUCAAGCUGAAGUAAGCGAAGAACCAUCAAACCUUUGCAGAACUGUUGAAGCCAAUGUAACUCAGAGAAAUGCUGCUGGUCUGCGAGAGACCUCCUCUGGAGCAAAUCUGAAACCGGAUAAGCUAACUCCUCCAGAAAAGAUAAGGAGUACGUCUCCAUUUCGCAGACUUAGCAUGGGUAUGGGAAAGAUAACUAGAAGUUUAAUCCCAAAAGAGACUGCAGCUGUACCACAAUCAACUUCGUCCUGCAAGUCUGCAAAUUCUGGUUCUGAGGAUGGCAUUGCUGUUGGGCAAGCUACUAGCAGUGGCAGGUCGAGGUCAAGCCCUUUGAGAAGACUGCUGGACCCACUUCUGAAGCCCAAGGUUCCACAAAACUGUCAUUUGACGAGGGGGAGAGAUGUUAAUUCUUCUGUAGACACAUGCUGUAAAUCAUCAGACAGGCAAGUAUGUUCCUCCUCUCCAAGUUCACAUCCUGCUGGGAGAGUAAGCUUGGAUGCAACCAAUGUUAGGGAUACAAGUGUCAAGGAUUUCCCUCUUAAGAUGAAGAAAAAGUCAAGUGCAUUUCAGGCCUUGCUGCGAGUAGCAGUUAAGAAUGGGCAGCCGCUUUUUACAUUUGCUGUCGACAAUCAACCUGACAUUCUUGCUGCCACAAUGAAGAAGUUGAGUUCUGCUUCAGAUGAUGAUUGCAUUUAUACAUUUUUUUCCAUUCAAGAAGCAAAGAAGAAGAAUGGGAGUUGGAUGAAUCAUCAAAAAGGUGGGAAAGGAAAAGGCAAAACUCACGAGUAUGUCCCCAAUGUUGUAGCACAACUUAGGGUUUCUGGGUUGACUGGAUCAGACUAUCUGGAGCAGCAACAUUGUGCUGCCAGAGAGUUUGUUUUAUUUGCUGUGGACUUGUUACCACAAUCAGAACCCCAGCAGCAGGAGCAGCAGACAUUGGAGUUCCAGCCAAACGACGAGCUUGCCGCUGUUGUGGUCAAGGUCCCAAGGACAGUUAUCAACAAGAAGACAAUAAGACAUGAGCCUGAACCUGAUCCUGAGAGUGGCUGCAAUCUGCAACAAGGGGGAUCCAGAUCUGCUUCUAGUCAGACUGCACAGUAUCAGCACCGUGUAGUUGCAAAUGAAAGCUUUAUCAGUGUGACAGCUGUACUUCCUGGUGGUGUUCAUUCAAUACCCACCACCAAGGGAGGGCCUUCAUCAUUGCUCCAACGUUGGAAAUCUGGGGGGUCAUGUGAUUGUGGAGGUUGGGAUUUGGGCUGUAAUCUUCGGGUUCUCAACAACAACACAAAUGAACUUAACCAGAAACCAGUUCCAUUCCAGCCUUGUUCUACUACCACGGAUAAAUUUGAUCUCAUCCCUCAGGGGGGAGAAGGAAAUAAUGAGCCUGUGUUCAGCCUGGCACCUUUUAAGGAUGGGAUCCACACGGUCGAGUUCCAUUCAUUGCUUUCACCUCUGCAAGCAUUCGCCCUCUGUAUAGCAGUCGUGGAUGGUAAGAAACUUAUGGAAGUCGAAGAAUCAUGCAGCUCGCUCGAGGGAAAAGCUACUCUGGACGCCCUACUUGCCCAAAAUGAUGCAUGGACAGGAGGACCUGGAAUUGGCGGAGAGAUUCCUGCAAGAUAUGUCUCAUACCCACCCGUUUCUCCUGUGGGAAGGGUCUAGUUCUGCUUAAUAUGCUGUUCGCUCUUUUGACAAGCAUUCUCCAAGGAUCGAGGAAGAAGAAAGAUGAAUGCUUUUGUAAUUAUACAGGCGGCACAGAUAGAAUAUUUCUCUUAUAAAAAAUAUAUAUGAACUAGAUUGGGAUGAGCGACUGUGCAAUCCUGCAGUUGGAAUGGGAAAAGAAUAAGCAGCUCGAUGGGUGAUGCUGAACCCUCUUAUAACUCUAGUAGCAGUAGCAGUUAAGACUAGUUUCUUUUGAUGUUGUUCUCUCUUUGUUGGAUCGAUACAAGUAGCAUCAGCUGAACCUUGAAACUCUGAUACCUUCGUCAUAUAUGUCAAGUGUGCAUAUCAGCAUGAAUGAAGUGAUGGUGUUUCGUCUCUUAUUUUAUUAAUUAUU